AUCAGCCAAUAGUAUGAAAGACGGGCGGCUCAUGCAAGCAGCCCAACCAGAUACCAAAACAUGGUGGCACACACCGAGUUCCCCGCUCAAGUUUCUCAUCACAAAAUCAUAAAUAACACGCAAUUUGUAGAAUGUAAUAACGAGAAAAUAGCCGGCAAUAACGCAGGAAAUGACCAAGGAAACACUCAUCAGCAGCAUGGAAUUAGAGCUACCAAACAAAAUGGGGCUGCUAGUUCAGGGUUUGAUAAUGUGUCUGGUUCUAAGAGGAGUAAUUACCACAAGGAAGAAGAGUGCUCACUCUUUGUAGCCUUCUUCACUUUCCUGUCUUAUGGAGUCCUACUCUUCGUUGGCUACAUUAAGGAGUUUUUCAGCCCUGUGACUACCAAAGAGAAGAACAGAGAGGACAUAGAGGAGUGUCCACCGUUCACCACCUUCACCAUCUAUCUGUCCUAUGGCGUCCUCUUCUUCGUUGGCUACAAAAACUUCAAUGAUAUUCUUCUACCACCAUCAACGAAAGAAAAAAACAGAGAGGGUUAUGUCCCACUGUACAUUGGGUUUGAGAGCUUCUACACUCGCAAUGUAUACCGUCGUAUUCAAGACUGCUGGAACAGAACAAUUUGCAGCGUUCCAGGGGCAGAAAUUGAUCUUAUGGAGCGAUACACGCCAGAUAAGUGUUUUGACUAUGAAUUCGAUUCCAAAGUUCCAUUUGACAAAAUUCAUACUAUUUGCAAGUAUGAUGGCUUUUCCAAUCUACCAGUUGAGAACAAGAAACUCCCAUUCUUUGACUAUUACAACUACCAUAUAGAAGUGCAAAGUUGGGGACAAAUGAAGCCAGAAGUUUGUAUCAAAUUUCAUUCACCGCUCAAGAAGUACAUUGCAUUGCCAAACGAUAUUUCGUACAUCAAUGACAGUGAAGAUUUGGAGAUGAAGCUGCGGCGAUGCUUUGAUACACGCCAUCCAAAACCGCCGCCCACCAGGAAGAAGGACGAUGAUUGUUGUGGAGGGGAAUUUAUUUCAAUGGAAGGAAGUAUAUGUGACCUUCCAAAUUUUGUACCUUGGAGAUCGGAGCGCGGGGGGGGGACCACUGGAGAAGUCGUUUCCCAGAAUUUCCUGGAGUUGAAAGAUGCCAUCACCUUUGGCAUGGGCUUUGCAACCAAUGUUCUCAAUUUACCAUCACUUUUGGGCCCAGGUUGUUUGGUAUUGUCAGAUGAAUUCAACCAUGCAUCCCUUAUUCUAGGCUUGCGCCUUUCUGGAGCUACAGUUAAAGAUAUUUCGUACAUCAAUGACAGUGAAGAUUUGGAGAUGAAGCUGCGGCGAUGCUUUGAUACACGCCAUCCAAAACCGCCGCCCACCAGGAAGAAGGACGAUGAUUGUUGUGGAGGGGAAUUUAUUUCAAUGGAAGGAAGUAUAUGUGACCUUCCAAAUUUUGUCAGAAUUAAAAACAAAUACAAGAAAUAAACUUACUUGUAUGUAGAUGAAGCUCAUAGCAUAGGUGCUCUUGGCCCACAUGGUGGUGGCGUUGUAGAUUACUAUGGAGUAGAUCCUAAGGAAGUUGACAUCCACAUGUGAACUUUUUACACAAAGUUUGGGGCUGCAGAGGCCUACAUUGCUGAUCAAAGAACUAAUGAUGAGGAUCUGAUUAACUACCUCCGUGUGACCAGUCAUGCUCAGGUGUAUGCUUCGUCUAUGCCUGCUCCAGUAGCCCAGCAGAUCAUCACAUCGAUGACUAUCAUUAUGGGCAAAGAUGGCAGUAGUGAAGGUCGCAGACGUAUCCAACAGCUGUCUCGGAAUGUGAAGUAUUUCCGUCAGCGCCUUAGACAGAUGGGAUUCAUUGUGUAUGGCCAUGAUGAUUCUCCUGUCGUUCCAAUGCUCUUAUACCUCAUUCCUAAAAUCUCUAUGUUUGUACGUGAGCUAACGAAGCGUGGGGUUGCCGGAGUGGGUGUUGGCUUCCCUGCUACCAAGAUCACUGGUGGUCGAAUGAGAUUCUGCUUGUCUGCUGCCCACACUAAAGACAUGUUGGACAAGAUUCUAAAAGAAGUAGACGAGGUGGGAUACCUGUGUGGCUCACAUUAUUCCACAGCAGUUAGAAAUUCACAACCAGUUGAGUGGUAGAAUAUAAAUUUUCGUAACUUGUUCUCUAUCCAGAGCCAAGCCAAUAAAAGUGUCCUGUAAAAGGGGUUUCUCAGAUGACAGUAUUGAUGACUUUAAGUUGUUUAAUGUAAGAAUUGCCUUACUAAAAUUUUUCCUGCAGUUAGAUGAAUUGAUUCAGUACAUGCUAAUAAAUAAUGUAUAUAGUAUAAAGGAAAAAAAAUGAAAAUUAUAUCCUAAAUCAAUUUACUUUACCAUUUUUCAUAUUCAGUAAAGGAAACAUUUGCAGAGUCACCCACUGUAUAUACCUGUACAUCCAAGCAAGAACAUCAAAGAGGUAAUUAAAUUUUUAAAAUACCUGCUGAUUGAUAUUCAUAACAUGCUGGCUGUCUCACAUCCAGGCAGGUGACCCAAAAAAGAAACACUUUCACCAUCAUUCACACUAUCACUAUCUUGCCAGAGGUGCUCAGAUAUGACAGAUCAGAUGUCUCUCCAAAUCAGCAAAUAUCCCAAAUCCCUCCUUUAGAGUGCAGGCACUGUACUUCCCACCUCCAGGACUUGAGUCUGGCUAACCAGUUUUCCUAAAUCCUCUCAUAAAAUAUUACCUUGCUUACACUCCAACAGUUCGUCAAGGCCACCCAAAAAUUUGUUUCCACUUGUGUCUAAUGUACUCACACAUGCCUGCUGUAUGUCCAAGUCCUUUAUACACAAAACCUCCUUUACCUCCCUCCCAUCCAGGGUACAGCCACACUCUGUAACCAUAUUACCCCUUAAAUCUACAACUAAAUUUAAUAAUAUCCAAUAGUUUCUUUUGCACUGUUCAGGCAACAGGGAGCCCUGCUCAGACAUCAGGGUAAUCCUGCUUGGCCAUUAGGGAGCUGUGCUGAGGUAUCAGGGAUCCCCAGGCUCUAGGGAGACCUGGUUAGGCUCCAGGUAGAAUUAGUCAGGCACUGUUAAUUAAUUCUAACACUCCAUCUUUAAGUGGAGUUACUGUAUAUUAGGUUCAACUGAUUAAGUGGAAGUUAAUUACCCUAAAAACAGUAGACCAUCAAUUAACAUAGUGUUAUACUCCUGAUAAACGGCUUGUAAAUAAAAAAUCUUCUUUCUUCUUUCAAUGUUCCAGCCGUAUCCCACUGAGGUGGGGGUGGCCCAAAAGAAAAAACUAAAGUUUCUCCUUUUAAAUUUAGUAAUAUGUACAGGAGAAGGGGUUACUAGCGCCUUGCUCCCGGCAUUUUAGUCGCCUCUUACGACACGCAUGGCUUACAGAGGAAGAAUUCUGUUCCACUUCCCCAUGACGAUAAGAGGAAAUAAACAAGAGCAAGAAUUAGAAAGAAAAUAGAAGAAAACCCAGAGGGGUGUGUAUAUAUAUGCUUGUACACGUAUGUGUAGUGUGACCUAAGUAGUGUAAGUAGAAGUAGCAAGAUGUACCUGUAAACUUGCUAAAUAAAAAAUGAUUGUAUAAAAUGAACUGAAGAACAUAGGAAAGAAAUAGGGUUACAUUCCUCAGAACCCCAAAAAUACCAGACAAUUUGUUUUAGGUCUUGUAAAAAAUUAUAAUAAUGUAAUUGUAGGUGGAUGUAGUGAUAAGUUUAAUACAAUACUGAUAGCUACAAAGGUUAUAUAAAUAUUAUUUCUUUAUUAAUUCUGGUUGCUGGUGCAUGUUUAUGAUUUUGAAAGGAAUGGUGCAACCCUACUGGGCUGAGGUGUUAAGUUGGGAAUUGUUGGCCAAGGCUCUUGUUCUGGUGUUGAUGCAGAGUUGUCAUUAGGUGAUAGUUGUACUGAGGUAUUCUGUAAUGCUUCUGAUUUGUUCUACCCUGUAGUACUUUAUGCAGCUGUUAGUAUGGCAUCAUUGCUUGGUCCAGAAUCUGCUUCAUAGUAGUGCUCCUAGAUAUGUCAGGCUCCUCUUCAGUGAAAAAGUCUAAUUUUACCAAUAAAAUGGAACUGCUUACAUAACUGUUGAAGUGUUAACUGUUUCCUAGCAGGUUCAACUUUGUCUGUCUCCCUUGUACCAUAGCAACAUUUUCUCUGGACUUCUUUCUUCCUCCUCAUCUUGUAAGAGGUUGUUCAUAUCUGGCUCCUUAUCUUCAAAGCCCUUACCUGCCACCUUCCUUACCAGCUGAACAAUUUCCAAUACCUGACUCUCAGCUGAGCAAAAACCUGUUAAAUUAUUCACCAAACUAGGCCAUAAUUUUCCUCAGCUUGCAUUUAACCCUUUCAGGGUCCGUCCCGUAGAUCUACGGCUUUACGUUCAGGGUCCAAACCGUAGAUCUACGCCAUGAGCUCAGCUCACUCUGAUAAACUGUGAGUGGUACAUUUGGGCCUAGAUAUGAGAGAAUACAACUAUGUGGUAUGUGUGCACCACAUAAAACAGAUCCUGCAGCACACUGUGUAUAAUGAGAGAAAAAAAAUGAAAUCAUGAUUUUUCGAUUAAAACGGCAACUUUGCAGUGUUUUUUCGUAUGUUUUUUAUAGUUGUAUUUGCGAUUUCUUGGUCUCAUUUGAUAGAAUGGAAGACAUAUUACAGAAAUAGAGAUGAUUUUGAUUGGUUUUAGCACUGGAAAUGGCUUGAAACUGAGCUCAAAGUAGCAGAAAUGUUAAAUUUUUGCCGAUAUUCAAGAGUAAACAAACGACCUCACACGUCUAAUACACGCCACCUGGUGGGUCUAAUAUACAUUCACAAAUAUGGUGAUGAUAUUUAUACAAUUAUUACAGUAUUGCAUAACAGUAAAUCUUCUAUUUUUUGGUGUGAAUAAAAAUUCAUUAUGUGAAUAAAAAAUCAAAAUGGAAUUUAUUUGUAAAGCCUCAAAACAUAACUAAUGAACAGAGGAAAUGUUAGUUUAGUGCCAGGAAUGCCUACAUUGUUCAUUCUGGACCCUAUUUUGAAAUUGGAAUAUUUUGAACUUUGUGUUAAAUUGGCCAAAUUAACAAUUUCCGAUCACUUUAUUUUGUAGUUGAAACAGUUGACUUGGCGAUUUCUUGUGCUCAAUCGAUAGAAUAGAAGUAAUACUAGUGAAAUAGCUAAGAAUUUGGUUGAUUGGAAUAAUGUAAUAGGCCUAAAAUAGGAGUCAAAGUCGGCAAAAUCGCCGAUUCGUAAAUAUCGCUGACACAUCAAAAUUCGCGAGAGCAUAAUUUCGUCAAUUUUCCACCAAAUUUCGUACUUUUUGUUUUAUUACCUUCACAAAAAGAUUCUCUACGAUUUCAUGAGAAAAAAUAACAAUUUUUUUUUUUUUUUAAAUUCUUGGACACUGGUGCGUGACUCCAGAUUUGGGCCUUGGACCCUGAAAGGGUUAAUGUUGACUGGGGACACUUCAGUCCAUGUGCUUUUGAUAUAGUUGCAAUGUCAAAUUUAUGCCAGAAGUCUGGCACUCCAAGCUCCGAGUCCAUUGCUCCGAUAAGUUUCUGCAUAACCUUUUGUGUGUAGUUGCACUUUAAUGUCUUAACUCCUCAUUCCAGUGAUUGUAUUAAAGGGUACGCAUCCUCCAAAAAUUCUUGUUUGAGUAUGGUAAUUUUUUUUUUUUUUUUAAUGAACUGGCUGUAUCACACUGGGGCAGGGUGAUUGAAAAAGAAAAAUGAAAGCUUCUCUUUUUAAAUUUAGUAAUUUAUACAGGAGAAGGGGUUACUAGUCCUUGCUCCCAGCAUUUUAGUUGCCUCAUACAACACGCAUGAUUUACGGAGGAUGACUUCUUUUCCACUUCCCUAUGGAGGAGAGUAUGGUAAUUAUCAAGAAUAAAGAGAAUCUUGAAUGCAAAGUUCUUGCUGCACAGGUAACACAUAACUUUAGAACUAAAAUGAUGCCUAAAUCAGUCAAUAUAUAAGGUUUCUGUCAUGUAUGUUGACUUCUUUGACCUCCAAUGACUGGUGAGGUGAUUUUGUCUAUACCUUUCAAAGCAUGGGGAGUCUUGGAGCAGGAAAUACUUAAAAUUGCCUGAUGCAUUACUGCACAAUAGCAAGCUGAAGCACUCCUUUACUGCUUUACAUCUCGGUGCAUUUUUCUCUUGCUGUUGAUGCAAGUUCUCGAUGGCAUUUUCUUACAAUAAUGACUUGUCUCAUCAGCAUUAAGUGCUUCCUAUGGCUCAUCGUCACCCUCAAAAAUAAUUUCCUCCAGUUCAGCAGGGAAAUUCCAGGGAGCUGUGCGGUCAGCAGAAGCACUUUUGCCAGAAAAUUUAACAUUAUGCAAGCGAUAGCACAAUUUGAACUAGUGGAACUAGUCAGUACUGAACAAGCAUUUGUGUUGAGGCCUUUCUUCCUUAUUACACACUGUUUUAUAGUAUUCUGAAGUUUCUUGUAUCUUAUAAUGAGGAAUUAAGUGCAGAACUUUGGUUUUCUGCUCAGUCUACUCGCUCAAUAAUUAUUCCCUCUUAUUUUACUGUUGUGACCUGUGUCAUUCUUUCAAGAUGACACAACUUGGGUUACUCAUUGCACAAGCCUAAAUCUUUUGCCAAAAUCUUUUUUUUUUUUUCUUAAUUGCACAAAGUAAUGAAUUAUGCUUGUCUAAGAUCUCAGUAUUUUAAAAACAUCAACAAGACUUUCAAGUUUAUGCUUCUUUAUGCUUCCAGCAUUGUUCACUUUGCACUUGGGUGCCAUAGUUACUAUCCAGUGACAAGAUAGAUGGUGAAAAGAUCGAAAAUCUAUUCACUAACACAUUGAAUAUGGAGAACUGACAGUAUGGGAAGUUGUUACCUAGGCCUCCUCUAUGGCAAGAUGGAAGGGGAAAAACCUGUAGUGUGCUAUAUUUUUUCCCUAAAUUUAUUCCAUGGCAAAUAUUAAAUACAGCAUUCUCAUCAGAAAUAAGCUGCAGUUUUUCAGGGCAUGUUACCACAAAAAUUUUUAAUAGAUCAACGGUCUACUUAUUUGUAAAAUACGGCAAAAUUUUGAAUGCUGCAGUGAAGAAGAUGCUAGAGGCAGUGGAGAUGUCAUGUUUGAGAGUAAUGUGUUGUGCAGAUCUCAUGCAGAGAAUUUUGAGUGUAAAAAUUGAAAGGCAGUGUGGAGUGACUAAGGGUAUAAUUCAGAGAGCUGAGAAGAGGUUGUUGAGGUAGUUUAGGCAUGUAGAAAGGAUGGACAGGGAUGGGUUAACGAAGAGGGGUGUAUAAAUCUGGAGUGGAAAGUAUAGGGUUGGGGGUUGUCCCAGGAAUGGUUGGAGGGAGGGGGUACAAGAGGCUUUGAGUUUUAGGGGGUUAAGCAUUCAACAAUCUUGUGUGAGCACAUUAAAUAAGAGUGAAUGGAUAGAGACAAGUGGCUUUUAAUGGAUGUGCUAUUGAAGUGUAAGCAGGGUAACAAAUGAAGGGAUUCAGGGAAACCUGUUAGCCUGACUUGAGUCCUGGAGGUGGGAAGGGCAAUGAAGGAGUGGUGCAGAUGUUGCAAUCAGAGAGUAAUCUGUUUGUGAUGUCAACACAAUCAGAUUAUGACAGUUCAGUAAUUGUUGAUGAAUAUGCUGUCUUCUUUGGGUCACCCUGCCUUGACAGGAGAUAGCCGUUGAAUUUAAGAACUAAAACGGAACAAAUGUAUUAUAUAAAUGCAGUGGAAAAUGCUCUUGUCUCAUUUUGUAUGCAGUAUAACAGAGGAUCACUGCUGAGUUAUAAGAUUAGCCACUGUUCUUAGCCUUAAGACUAAAAGUAUUUUCUUUCUUCGGUUUACUAACAUGAAAUUCAAAUCAUGUUUGUAUAUGAUAAUGCCAAUAAAUAACAUUGUUUAGCUCAUGGUGUGGGAAAGAGCAGUGAACUUGAUCGCAUGGGAGAGAGGGUGAGUAUAGUAACCAGUCAGGUUAAGGAGAGGGAAAAGAGGGUGUCACCUGCCUGUCCUCUAAUCUUUUUUUUUUUUUUUUCUUGGUCAGUCAUUCCUUCUGUCCUCCCCACCUGCCAACCACUGAUGUGUACUAAACAUUAUUAACUGCCAACAAGCGGGACAAUGUAAAAAAUAAAUCUACAGUUCUCUACCAGUCUCUGCCAAAGAAAUGUGUUGGUUGUGAGUAGGGCCUUCCUAGCAUGAAUCAGCCACUGGGCUUACUGCAGUGAAUUUCUGUUCUUACAUAAUGUUUGUGUUUGAAUAAAACCUGCCUGUCAUGGGUUAGUAGGCCUGCUGAAGUGCUCAUUUGUCAUGAAAUGGUUGGUUAUUAGUAGAUCUGCCGAGCAUGAGCAAGUAGUAGUUGUAUUGUAAUGCUCCUUUAUUCUUAUGUUUAUCAAGUCUUUCAGCUGAUUUGACUUUUGUGUUUCAUUACUGUUUUCCAAGUUUUGCCUAGAACAUAUUUUUGCAUCAGAACCAGUGAUUCCUUUUGAAGUCUCUCAGAAGCUAGGAUAGACUAAUACCUGAGAUCUGUGAAAAGAAAAAGGAUUUUUUGACAAAGAAAAUCACGGGUCAGUCUAUACUCAUAGUUGGAUUAUACUUGAGUAUAUAAUUUGUAUACAUAUGUGUAUAUGUAUGUAAAACUUUAAUUAUUGAUGUCAUAAAUUUUUUUUAGCAUAUCCAUAAAUAUAAGAACAGAAGUGUGGUUAAGUAAGCCGCCCCCACAAGAUAUUAAAACUUAAUUUGUUAUUUAACUUUUAUUUUUGCACAUUUUAGGGUUCAUUGUGGAAAUUACAUAUUGUUAAACAUCAGAAAAACUUGCAUAUGUUAUUAAAGAAAUUAGGGGACUUAAAGAUUUAUUAUGCUAUUCACUACUAAGCUAGAGUGCUUCCUGAAAUAGAGGAUAAGUAGAACUCUAUUUCUGGUACAUCAGUAGACUUCAUUGGUAGUUUGGGGCAAAGUACAUGUACACUACUAUUAUGUAAUAGAAAUAUUUAUUGAUGAUUUAAGCAAACAUUGGCUAGUUAAGAUAUAUUUUAACAUUCUCUGAUUUUCAACAUAUUACUUAUAUCCCACAAAGGUAGUGAUUUAAACAAUGAAAUGUUCAUCAUCUUUCAUUCCCUGUCUUUAAUAAGCACAAUAAUAUGUGAAUGAAAUAACUUUGUCAGCAGUAUAAGUUAUUUCUAAAAUCAUACAUUAUAUACUAAAGACUAAUGGAAAUUAUUUGUUGGCAUUUUCCUAUAACUUUCCUAGUCAUGUAUGCCUCAGUGUUACUACAUAAUUUUUCAAUUUUUUUAGAAUCAUAAAAUUAAUAAAUUUUCUUAUAAUUUAUAAAUGUUGGCAUUAGGAUAAUUUAUUGAUAAAUAUCACUUUAUAAAUGUCUAGGAUUUGUGCACAGUAGAUUGAAAAUGUAUUUAAAUUUGCAAAAUCAUUAAUUAUUCAAAUAUCUCUGAAAAUAUAUUUCCUUUGUUACAACAGUCAGAUCAGUCCCUCACAGUUUAUCUUUACUUUUAAAAUCAUUAGCCUAGUGCCUUUCAGAAUAUUUAGAAAGACAGUUUAUACCUGCAUAAACAUUGUUAGCAUCAUUAACUCCAUGUGUUACUAUGUAUAUUAUAUCACUUGUCAGUGAUAUCCAAACUGCCUACAUAUAUUUUAAGUGACAAUUACAUGAUGAAAUGUUAAUAACUUGUGUCAAAUUUAUAUUUCUCAACUAGAUUAGUAUCACUAUAGGUUAAUAUAUGUACCAUGUAGAAAUGUGUAAUAAAAUGAUAUUUUGAUACUGUUUCCAAUUUUCAAUGUCUUGUAUAUCAACAGAAAGUUAAAAGGAUGCACUAGUUUAUUAACCCUUUGAGGGUCGACAGGUCCUCUCAGAGACUCGUUCUCAGGGUCGGCCAAAUUUAAAAAAAAAAAAAUGAUUUUUUCUUAUGAAAAAAGUUUUUUUUUUUUUAAAUAUUAUAGGCUAAACAAAAAAUUUUUACCAUCGAUACUUACCGAGAUAUGGAGGCGUGAAGUUGAUGAAAAAGGAGGACAAUGUGACAACAUCGUCGACUGCCGUCUCCCGGUAUUCUUUUACAUGUACAGUGGACCCCCGCAUAACGAUCACCUCCGAAUGCGACCAAUUAUGUAAGUGUAUUUAUGUAAGUGCGUUUGUACGUGUAUGUUUGGGGGUCUGAAAUGGACUAAUCUACUUCACAAUAUUCCUUAUGGGAACAAAUUCGGUCAGUACUGGCACCUGAACAUACUUCUGGAGUGAAAAAAUAUCGUUAACCGGGGGUCCACUGUAUUUACUUUCUUAUGUACUAAUUUCUAUUAUUUUUUAAUUUUUCUUUUUCCAAGUAACUUUUAUGGCCUGAGACCAGUAUGAUCAGUAUUUUGUAAGUUUUUUCUUUUUCAAUACUACACAAUAAGGGCGUAAACACUGUUGUCAUUGUUUUGUUUAUAAAAAAUAUUUACACAAACAAACGAUAUGAAAUGUUGUUUAUUACUAUUUUUCUAUAUUUUAUGUACACAUAUACAGUCACAGGGAAUGUUUCUAGAAGUUCUGCAGCCUGUGGAAGUCUUUGAAACAUGGUUUUACACUCCUCACACAUAAAAUGAGUGUCUCUGCGUUGUUGUGGGUGUUUCCUUGUAUGGGCACAGACGUAACACCUCUUCUGAGCCUUUUUCUUGAAAGCAGUAACAGACAGUUUUACCAGGAAGUGAUCGCCAUGCUUCAAAUGAGAAGGGAGUUGUUGAUAAUUUGGUGGGCGGUCUAUUGCAGGUGUUCUUCCUUGGUACUUAAAUACUAUUUGUCUGAUGACAGACAAACAGAAUUUGCCGUAUUGUGGUUUGUUUCUGGUCCUCAUCUUAUACAUAUUAUAAGCAUUGAGCAUGGAAAUGUCCAGAAGAUGGAAAAAGAGUUUUAUGUACCAGUUAUAACUCUUGAGAACACAAUCAGCAAACCCAAUCUGCAUGUCAUAUUUGUCCACUGAAUGCAUAUUGAAGGUGUAAUCAAUCACAGCUGCAGGUUUUAGAAUGGGUUCAUUGCUUUCUCUAUGCUGCCUGCCAGUGUCUGCCAUUUCAUUAGGGUGAACUGAUGACCACAGUGUGACAUCUCGUUUGUCAUGCCACCGAAAUGCCAUGAUGUCAUUGGCAGCAAACGCCUGCACCUCGCCUCUACGAGUGCCAGCGUCAAACCUGGGCAUAUGUUUCCGAUUUACACGCACUGUGCCACACACAUCUGUCAUGUUCACUCGCAAAAAAUCACUGAGUGAGGGGCUUGUGUACUAGUUAUCAGUAUAUAAUAUAUGCCCCUUACCAAGGUAUGGUUCUAUCAUUGUUCUAACCACAUCACCAGAGAUGCCCAAUAACUUCCUGGUAUUUUGCAAUGUAUAACUUCCAGUGUACACAAUAAUAUCCAAUACCAGACCACUGUAACAAUCAUAAAGCACAAACGCCUUUAUACCAAAGCGUUUCCUCUUGCUUGGUAUGUACUGCUUGAAAAAGUCUCUUCCUUUGAACAGAAUCAAAGACUCGUCAAUUACAAGCUUCCUGAAGGGAUAAAAAUACAUAUUGAAUUUCUCUUUCAGAUACACAAACACAUGCCCCCUUCUGGCAAGACAGUGAUGGAGUGAAUGAUGGUGAAAGUUUUUCUUUUUCGGGCCUUGGUGGGAAUCAGCCAGUGUGUUAAUUAAAAAAAACAAAAACACACAUAUGCCUAAUCUUAUAUAACCUGUCGCUUCUGUCAGGCCUGGUUUUGUCUGAGAAGUGAAGCAUACGUAACAUUAGCACAAAUCAAUUCACUGGCAUUAUAUCACUGAAACCUGGGGUUGCAAUCAGGCGGUCUGUUGACCAUUAUGAUUUCACUUUGUGCUUAUACACAUGUGGCAUAAGCAUUAUUGUGGCAAAGAAAAGAUACAUCUCAGCCACAGUUGCCUCCUUCCACUGGUGUAGACGUGAUUUUGGUGAAAGUAUUGUGUUUGCCAUGGUGUACUCGUAGUAUGUGUUGCUUUCCAUGACAAUACUUUCGAUCAGGGGUUCGUCAGAGAAUAACUCGAAACAUUCCAGUUCAGUGGCAUUGUUCCCAACUGUACAAGAUGGCCGUAUUCCACUUUGGCUGUCGUCAAACUGGUGGGCAUUUGGAAUAAAACUGACAGCUUCCUGCCAAUCCCAGGUGCAGUCUGCUGGUGGGUACUGGACAAUGACUUGUCGUUGUGGAGGCUGGUGUGGUGGGUGGGUGGGGGAUGGUGGCCUUUGUUGUAGAUCAGCUGAGGCAGCGGCGUGGGUGGCAGCAUGGCCCACUGCUGGUGCCUCACGGCCGUCACCACCACCACCAUGCACAUUUUCCAUCCCAAUUGCAACACUAUCAUCGUCAUUUUCAGUCUGUUCCUGUUGUACAGCCACGGGAUGUACUCCGAGAUGUACUCCUUCCCCUUGGAAUAGCAUAUGGCACACUACCAGAGCGCAUAUAUCGUCGUAUAUACUGACGCUUCACUGGGGAAUAUUCCACUUCACUAUCGCUACUGGAACUGUUUUCAAGAGCUUGUAGUUCAUAAUCACUAUCACUAUCAUCACAAAUGCUCACAUCUGAGUCUGGGAUUUGGGAAAAUACGAGUUUCCUCUUUGAUUCUGGUACAACUGAACGUGAACAAGACGGCCCAGCACCAGAGGUGGAAGGCUGAGGGUCGUCUGGGUUUUCCUCACUAUUACCGAUAUUAUGGUCAUUAGUUUCGGUCAAAACCUUACCAAAACCUUGAAACUCACCUUCACUGGCACUUCCAUCUGUAUUAGAACUGUCACUGGGGAACAAAAGUGUCCCAAUUUGCCGAGGGGUGAGGAACUUCUUACCGCGAGGCAUGGUGGACAUUGUGUACUAAGAUGGCAUUCCCACAAUGCACCACUGGGUCCCAGAUUUUUUUUCUACCGCACACACAGACCCAUCUCUGACAUCUAGGCCUACCAGCCUUUUCCUGCGAGAUUUGACGGCGCUAGAAUUUAUGCGUACUAGUACGUCAAAAACCCCUGCGCGUAAGCCGUACUAGUACGUCCGAAACCCUCAAAGGGUUAAAAAUUUACCAGAUUUAAAGUAAGAAGUUAAUUGAGUGCAUGACAAGUAUUGCUAAUCCCAGUAUUGUCAGUCCUAUCACAGCUCUGAUAAUUUUGUUGUUGCUGAUUGUGAGAACAUAUGGGCAUAAAAGUAUAUAACCAGCAUGUUUCUUUAUGUAUUGUAUUUGUUAAACUUUUACAUUGUACAUUCAGCAAGAAAUAUCAUUCCCAUUGCAUCUGUAAAACUUUUACAAAUGUGUGUAAGAUACAGCCUGUGCUUUUCAGAUAAUAUACAACUUUGUAUUAUGACAGAAUUACAUAUAUCAUGUUUUUUAUUCUGUUGCCCCCUCUUUUUUUUUUUUUUUUAGUGAAAAAUUAUUCCAUUAAUCACAAACUACUUGUAAGGAUAGAUAGGGUGGACAAGGAAAAACUUGCCCAAGAAUUUAACCAAAACAAGGGGGCAUAGUUGGACAUUGCACACUGAGAUGAGCCACAUGGAUAUCAGAAAGUACUUUUCUUUGCAACAAUGGUAAUGAAUUGAAAAUAAGCAAAACGUGAUAGUGAAAUGGCACAGCUAUUUCAUAUCAGUCAUAGCUUGAGUUUGACAAAUUUAACUCAAAUAGGUAAUUAUACACAAACAAAUAUAAAUGUUUUUCUUGUAUUUCAGCUAUAACUCUUGGUGCUUUAAAUGAAAUCAUAAGUAAUCUCAUAGUUUGGUCUACAUUUUAUUUCUCUGUAGUCUUUCAAUUUAACUUUAUAUGCUAAAGCAAAAGAAAGACCAAACUUAUUCUGCUUUGAAUAUACAUAUUUGUGUACACCAGGACCCUACAAAAAAGAGAAUUUUAACUUUAUACAUCUUUUUCAAAUGUGACCCAUGGGCUAUGUUUGAUUCCAAAUGAUUCUCUCUUCUUCAUAGUAUUAUGUUUUAUUUUUCCAUUAUACCUGUCAGUAUGUUAAUCUUAUGAAAUAAAAUACACAUUAUUUUUAUUGUAUACAUUUCUUUGAGAUCUAAAUUUAAAGUUACUGUACCCAGAAAACAUUGAUACCAGUGCAUGAAGCAAAAUCCUGAAGAGACAGGUUAACUUGUACCAAAUCUGUUAUUUUAUUCUGAAUACCAGUUUGUAGCACUUGGCCACCAGUUUUAUCAGAAAUGAUGGGCAAACAUACACACCAAUUAAGCUCACUGUUCAGCACUACUAAAGUAUAUAAUCUUUACUCAUUGUAUCCACCAAGCUGAUUAGUUAUAUUAAGUUUAUGCCUCAAUAAUAAAAAAAAUAAGUGCUAAACCUCUAUGGGUCAUACAACUCUGGCAUGAUGUGCAGGAUAGAUUAGUGAGAGUCCAAAAUUCAUAUCAAAGUUAAUAGGUUAAUUUCUGUUAGCGAAUUCAAAAGUGAGUCAGUGUUGAAAGUAGAACCUUCAGCGAGAAAGCAAGUUUAGAGUGAGAACGAUAGGCCAUUGCAAAUGUGGAAAAUUAAUUUUGUGUACUUUUUGACUUCAAUAAUAUUAAUAUAUAUAAUAAUACCUCUAUCCUUCAUGUGGUGGUCCACUCGUCUUUUGUACCUCCGCCUUGUACUGUAUGUUUUACCAUCAUAUUUAUUUUCAACUUUAACAAUGCAGGGUAAGCCUUUAUUCCACGCAUCUGUAAUAGUUUGCUUGAGUUCCAGCUUCUUUGGGUGCUGAUCUACAUCUGAGGAUUUUGCUAGGCUUCUGGAGUACGUUUAAGCCAAACCUGGGCCUCUCUAAGGUCUUAAUUUCCAGCUCCUGGACCUCUUGAGAGGGUUGAGCUAUAACUCCUAGGUCUCAUAAGGGAGCCAAGUUGCAUUAUUAUUAUUCAAAACUGCUAAACCUACAUUGGUCAGCUGAGUUGCAGCUGUUUCUUGAGGGUUUUGAGUAAAAAACUAUGCCUCUUGCAUGCAUAGUGGUAAAGGUGGCUGAGGGUAUGGGAGAUACUUAUUGAAUCAUGCAGUGAUCACAUCCAGUUGUUAUAUUAACAGAGAAGUAGUAAACCCAUGAGGGUAAUACAGUAUAUGCCUGUAGAAUGGGAAGAGUGGGUGUAAUCAGGGUUGGUUUGAGGAAGGGGAGGGUAGCUGCAUUUACUCAAACAAGAGCCCUUUAUCAGCAUCAAGUCUACCCCUUUGAAAGGAAAUCUGAUGAAUCAAGCCUCUCAAAAAGGUUAUGGAAGAAAUAAAAACCUUUCAACAAACCAACCAUAUCCCACCAAAGGAGGGUGGCCCAAAAAGAAAAACAAAAGUUUCUCUUUUUAACUUUAGUAAUGUAUGCAGUAAUAAUCAUGCAGGAAUGGGGAAGCUCUUGAGAAUUUAUGGAAGAUAACCCAUGAAGGGAGAGUGUGGGGUGCAGUGCCCUGAUUCUAGUAAAUGAUUCUUGAUUUAAGAAAUUCGAACUACUCUCCUUCUCUAAAUCAAACCUGAUUGCCUCCCAUUCCACAGGGUGCUGUAUGGUCCUUACAGGCUUAGUAUUAAUCUAUGUACAGCGAAGCCUCGGUACUCGAACUUAAUUCAUUCCAGAAGGCUAUUCAAGUGCCAAUCUGUUUGAGUACUGAACGAAUUUUUCCCAACCAAAUUUUUGUUCUUGGCUUUUAUCGCUAAUCUUCUAAUGGCCCCUUGGUGACUUAUUCAUACGUAUAAUAUAAAAAAAUGCCAAAAAAUGCGAAGAGAAACAAAAUAGUUUACAGUGAAGUUCUGGCAGGCUGUUUGGUUGAGUGCCGAGCAAAUAGUCUACUACCGAGCGAUUUUUUUUUUUUUUUUUUUACCAAACAAAAUGUUCAAAUAUCAAAUUGUUUGAGUAGGGAGCUGUUCAAGUACCAAGGUUCCACUGUAAAUAGUAAAAUAAUUACAAUAUAAGGAAGGAGGACCAAAAUAUUCUGACAGAACAGGAAAUAAGUUUUACAUUCCUCAUAAGCUUAGAAUGACUUGCCAAAUUAAUGGCCUCUUUGUGGAAAAGGCAUAGACAUCGUGUAGUAAAUCAACUCCUUGGGCAGUAAAUUAUGGAAAAUAACUUUGCAGCAUUGUACAAGAAUAUUUUCACUUUGAGUCUACCCACAGAACUGAAUGAUCAUCCACUUUGGUUUAGGAGGGAGAUGGCCGACUUGUUGAAAAAAACAAAAAAAAUUAAUGUACAGUAGACCAUCAUUUAACAUGAUUUUUUCUGGCACAUUUUGGUUAUAGCAUGAUUGAAGAAUUGUGGCAUAUUUUUGUAUGACACUUCGUAAAAUUUACACGAUUCGCGGGAAGGGAAAAAAUUUUGAACGCGUUGCCUGCGGGAUAUGUACCAUCCUCUGCUAGGAGUUUAUAUCUUUUUCUUGCCAUAUCUUAAAUCUUCCAAGCAAUCAUGGCACCCAUUAGGCAUACAAGUGUUGAUGAAAGUGGCAAGAAAAGGCUUAAGCGUUUAAUGUCUUAGAAUUAACGAAGAAAAUAGAGAUAUUAGACGAGAUAGCCAGUGUCCGUAAUGAAGCUUCUCUUUGUGCACAUAAAAAGAAUGAGGUAAAUGUGAGUUUGUGUGAUGACUGACUGAUUUACUGACCAACUUGACUGACUUACUGAUUGACUGACUUGACCAAUUUACUGACUGACUGAAAGUUAGACUUUUUUACUGAAGAGGACCCUGAAAUGGUGUCUAGAGCAGCUGAUACCUUAUCUCAGUUGUACGUAUGAUGUACUGCGGGUAAAAUAAAACGGAAAUCCAUUACAGAAUUUAUGCACACUCGAGUACAACCAUUGACUUCAGUACCAGUACCUCUACCAUCCACCUCAGCCCAGUAGGGCCACAGCAUAACUCUCCAUAAUCAUCCACAAACACCAGCACCCACAAUUUAAGGUAAGGAAUACUAUUAUUUCUGUUACAUUUGUAAUCUUAAGCAGUGAAAAGAACAUAAUACAUCACAAUGAACUACAAUUACAUAUUUUUUUUAUUUUUGUAAGAUCUGGAAGUCUAAAAAAAAAGUUGUUUGGAUUUUUUGGGGCUCCUAGGAACAUAACCCUAUUUUUCCCAUAAGUUCUUCAAUUUGUCUAACACAGUUUUUAACUAAAACAGCGUUUUUAGGAACGUAACUACAGUGUUAAAUGACGGUCUACUGUAUUACAAAUUUUAACAAAAAUGCUCACUACUGCGAGACACUACAGACCAAGCAAGGUUAAUAUUAUGAAGUAAGGGAACAGUCACCACACUUGAAAGAUCAGAGCAUAAACAGUAGGGAACACACACACACUUCUUUGAUAUUAAUACUGUUUUUUGGUGCAUUUUCAUAAAAUAUUUGAUCAACCAGGCUAUCAUGAGUACAUUGAUAUGCAAGCAGUGAGAAAUAAAUGAAACAUUAUUGUUUAGGGCAUUACCUAAGAAGUGUGCUCUCCAAUUGGGUUGCUGGUUUUGGUAAAGAUGACAGUGCCUAUUUCAAAUAAUAAUAUACCCUAUACUAUACUUGCAAAGAAUAGAUUAAGGGGGCUACAUUGUGAAUAAUCCAAACUUUUUUUUUAUUUUAGUAAACCCUAGAUAUAAUGGACCCCAAUAUAACAAACUUUUAAAACAAUGGGCAAGAUUCACUGGGUAAAUUGUAAUUUCAAUUUCUUUACUUUCAGUAUUUAUUACAUUAUAUUAUGUCUACACUGUUUAUUAGGCAUAUAGUAGAAUACCUCAUUUUUUUUUUUUAAACAUUCUUAUUUAAUGGACACUCAGACAUUCCCCUCUAUUAGUCCACUACAUUGAGGGUUUACUGUACAUAAUGUUAGUGAAGAGCACUUCAAAAAAGACAGUACGUACAAUAGAGUACCGUAAAUGAAAUUACUUAUAUAUAUAAAAUGUUCAUUUUGUCUGCCUGAGAGCCUUCACUGAUGCCAUUAAGGGCUGUUGAUUCAAGGAACUGCUCUUAACCUCCUUCCUUGGAUUGAACCUAAAUGCCUCCCAAGCCCUGUAUAACCCGUAAGGGCUUAGUGUUUCCCAUGAUUAGAAUAAACAUAGGUAAGCAUUUCACUUUCAUGCCCUGUACAGCCUCUCCUCACUUAACGACGGAGUUCCGUUCCUAAGAUGACAUCGUUAAACGAAUUAAUCGCUAAGCAAGGAGCAUAUAUAUACAGUGGACCCCCGGUUAAUGAUAUUUUUUCAUUCCAGAAGUUAUGUUCAGGUGCCAGUACUUACCAAAUUUGUUCCCAUAAGGAAUAUUGUGAAGUAGAUUAGUCCAUUUCAGACCCCCAAACAUACACGUACAAACGCACUUGCAUAAAUACACUUACAUAAUUGGUCGCAUUGGGAGGUGAUCGUUAAGCGGGGGUCCACUGUAUAUACAUAUGCUCUUAUAAAAUGAAGAUUAGAAUUUAGAAGCAUGAGAAAUACCUUAUUUUUUUGUUUGUACCAUCCAAUUUUUAUCUCCUUUUUGUACUGUAAUGUAUUAUAUAGGCCUUGUACAGGUUUAUAAAAUCUCAGUAUAAUUUAUUACCCUUUAUAGCCACUGGCUUAAAUUCCAAAAGGUUAUGGACUAAUAUCUUUCAGUAAAUGAUUUAUUUGCUCAAAUAUCAUUUUAUCAAAUACCUAGCAAUUUUUUUUUAUUACGGUAUGCAUUUUCUUUAAAUUGUAUUGUGUAUACCAGUACUGGAAUUAGGGUAAAUUACAAUAUAAGGAAUGUAACAUUUCUCUUUUAUGUACAGUAUAUAUUAUUAUAAUUGUUCAUUUGUUGUUUGUAUAUCUUUUAAAGUUGAAUAUACAUAUGUCCUAAGUUUUUUUGUGUGUGGGGUACUUGUUUCCAAAAUUAAUAAUAUAACAAUUAUACAGCUUAUGGAAAUUGGUAAAUUUAAUUUUUUUGCAGUAGUACUGUACAGUACUAAUACUGCAGUAGUAGUAACAGUAAAAGUACUGCAGUAGUAAUAGUAAUACUGUACUAGUGCUACAGUAGUAAUAAUAUAUUAAUACUAGUACUUCAGUAGUAAUAAUAACUUCAGAUACUAUAAACUUUUCUCAUGUUUUGUGUAAAUAUUUUCAUGUAGACUGUAUUAUGUAAAUAUUCAUCACUGUGAUGGCACUUGUUCUUGUUUGUUUUCUUUUCUUAAUAUAUUCCUGGCAUAAACACUUGAUGCACACAUCUUAAGUACUGUAUAUUGUUAUUAAGUUGCAAAUAGACUUCAAAUUCACAAUAAUUAAAAAGUAAAAAUUCACAAUACUGUUACUGCGUCAAUUCACAAAUAACCCACACUUUGUAGAGGUACAGUAACAUUUCAGUUCAUUCUACACCAUUAUCAAGACAGAAUGGUCCAGGACAGACUGGAAGAUCAUCAAAAGUUUUGUCUCCAAAGUGUAGGUAAUUUGCUAAUUUAUGAUGUAUACUUUUUUGGAAUUGAUUUAGUGACUCCUAUGUGUUGGAAAAUAUAUUUAAUUCAAAUUCACAUUUAUAUUUCUUUGCAUAGUAUACAAUGUGUGAUUUACAUGUUAUAAAAUAUUGUUAAGCACAAAGAAAGCCAUUGUUGUUUUCCUUUGCAGAGCUAAUUAUAAGAGCAUAGCAGUUAUCAGAAAAUAGAAACAUACAGCUGCACCAUGUAUAAUACUGUAACUCUUAUGUAAUUGAGAUAUAAGAUUGAACCAUUAAGAUAUUGUUCAGUAGCACCAUAUGGGAAUAAACAUGUCAAAGGAACAUGUAUAGAGCAGAAAAUCCAUUUUAUAGAAAGUACAUCAAGAAAAAUUGUAUGAUGAGAAUUUUACCAUUUAUAAUGUAUUCUCUUUAUUAACUGUUCAAAAGUGUUUCAUGUAAACAGAUUCACCUGUAAUAUAAUCAGUGAUAAUUUGUGUUUCCCACUGGAAAGGAAAAAGUCAUAUAUGGGUAAUAAAAGUAUGCUAGUCCAAUUUUGCAUAUGUUACGUAUUGCCAGUAUCUGAACUAGUGGAAAAUUUCUGAAUUUAUAGUAGAAAAAUUUCUAAAUCAGAAUUCUUCAAAUAAAAGUUGUUGUUAGUAAAAAUUUGAAUUUAGAAUGCUCCUGACAUAACUAUAUCAGAUUUUUAGAAUACAUACAGUAAUAAGUAUAAAAAUAUUCUUGGUAAACUGCAAUAAAAAUGUUGAAGAAUAUUUUUUGUUUGAAUAUGAGGUGUCCAAUUUUGUUUGAAUUUUGCCCAUGCACCUAUUAUUCAAAAGAAGAGAUUACUGUAUUUAUAUGUACAUAUACUGUAUUCUCAAAUGCCUUGAUCACUGUGAUUAAUUUCCUCACUUUUCUGUUAUAUGAAAAUGUAACUAAUGUACUGAUGUCAAAUUAAAUUUAUUAUUAUA
Cherax quadricarinatus is the source of this 20147-nucleotide messenger RNA. Lineage: Eukaryota; Metazoa; Arthropoda; Malacostraca; Decapoda; Parastacidae. The record is from RefSeq and is a predicted model, not a curated record.